AGAAGGUGUGAAGAAUGGUGCAUGGGCUUUCGGCUUCCUCCGGCUGUGUCAAUGAUGUGUAAUUUAUACAACAAUGAACGUUGAAUAUCCCGAUGUUUCUGUUCGGAGCCGGCGCAAGGGGCUCCUACAUCUUUGUAAGGCCGACGGCGUCCGUCGCACUAUUGCUUCCGUGGCGAGACCUCCGACGGAGACUACUGAGCUUCGAAAGCUUUAGGCCUAUAUUUAAACACCUAUGCUGCUAGGGACUUCGGUGCACUAGGCUUGCGUCUUUUCAACCCCCACACUACUACUAUCAACUCCCACAACGAAACAUGCUCUUUUCUGUGGUUUUGAGUGCAUUGGCGGGGUAUUGUUUACUACAGCUGUGGAAAUUUUUUUGGGGUGGUGCUUCUUUCCUUCGUCACGUUCCUAGCCCGAAAGGAGGGGGUUUUAUUCUUGGUAACCUCAGAGAAGUGCUAGCGAACAACCCCGAUGGUGUCUAUGAGCGCUGGUUUCAACAGUACGGACCCACGUUAUCGUAUAGAGGAAUCUUUGCAACGAGGAAUCUUUUGACCAUUGACACGAAAGCAAUAGCCCAUGUUCUGUUCAAUGCAUACGACUACCCCAAGCCUUCUAUGACGCGCAAACUUCUAGGUGAAGUUGCUGGUGAAGGCAUUCUUACAGUGGAAGGUAGCAAGCAUAAACAGCAGCGUAAAAUUAUGAAUCCAGCGUUUUCUAAUGCUAACAUCCGCGAGUUUCAUGAAGUGUUUCUGGAUAAAGCCAUCCAGCUUCAGCAGAUAUGGACGGUAGAAUGUCUCAAGUCUUCAGGGAAAGCACGAAUCGAUACCGUAUCGUGGCUCACUCGUCUGACGUUGGAUAUCAUAGCCCGCACUGGGUUUAAUCACAAACUCGACUCUCUAAACAUAAACGAUACACAUAAUGAAGUUCAUCAGGCUCUUGUCGAACUACUACGUGUAGCCAACGAAAGUCGACCUACACGUAUACUCUACGCUCGGUUUCCCGUCUUGAAAUGGAUUCCCAGUCAGAGUAAAGCUCGACUACAAGCUAUUCAGGAUACUCUGGUUCGUCUUGGCGGGCAGUUGCUAGCAGAUGCCAAGGUAGCGGGUGACGCAGAGAAAGGGGAUAACAAAGAUCUACUUUCUUUGCUCGUCCGGGCCAAUGCUUCACCGGACGUUCCUAUCAAUCAGCGCAUGAAUGAGGCAGAUGUUCUUUCACAGGUCCCAACCUUCUUGCUUGCCGGACAUGAAACAACGAGCACUGCUGUGACAUGGACUAUUUAUUACCUGUGUCGAUACCUCGACGUCCAGACCAAGCUUCGCCAAGAGCUUCUUGCUGUACCCACAAGCACACCGACGGCAGAGGAGUUAAAUGGGCUACCGUAUCUGGAUUGGGUCGUUAAGGAGACCAUGAGAGUGCGGCCUCCCGUCCCUUCGACGAUACGCGUUGCAGCCAAAGACGAUGUGAUACCUCUGCGGCAUCCAUUCCGAGAUAACAGAGGCAUAUUGCACGAUUCCAUCUUGGUUAAGAAAGGCGAGAUGAUCACCAUUCCCAUAAUGGCAUUAAAUCGAGAUAAAUCUUUGUGGGGUGAGGAUGCGGAAGACUAUCGGCCGGAACGGUGGGAGAAGGUCCCUGAAGCUGUGCACACGAUUCCGGGAGUGUGGGGUAAUAUGAUGACCUUUAUUGGAGGACCCCGAUCGUGUAUUGGUUACCGUUUUGCAAUCGCUGAGUUAUCUUGUUUACCAUUAUUCGAGGGUUCGAGAUGGAACUAGCGGUGCCAUAUGAAGACAUCAUCGUGAAAGCUUCCGCCGUCCAACGACCAAUACUGAAAAAUAGUCCAGCCGAUGGUCCUCAGUUGCCUGUAUUUGUUAAAGUCUAUCAACACGAAGGAUAGCGACGCCACUACGAACGGUUAUAAUGUUUGUAAGUGUUAGAUAUAUAUAAUAAUGUCCAUUAUAACUACAUCCGACAAAAACAUGGCGUCCUG
Molecule: messenger RNA, 1984 nt
Organism: Desarmillaria tabescens
Lineage: Eukaryota; Fungi; Basidiomycota; Agaricomycetes; Agaricales; Physalacriaceae
Product: cytochrome P450
Exons: 16
Coding region: 312-1769 (485 amino acids)
Molecular function (GO): heme binding; monooxygenase activity; iron ion binding
Source: RefSeq, a predicted model, not a curated record